AUGUAUAUGCAGCAGCACAGCUAUUCCGGCCGAGCAUGGCGCACUGACAGCACGAGGACGGUUGGCGUGCAGCGCCCCUCUUCUGCUGCCUGCCUCACGCCAAGCCGCGCGCGGCCAACGCAGCUCGCAGCGGCAGCCCGUGAGGAGGCAUCCGCUGCCCCUGCCGACCACCACGCUGCGGCCGCCGCGGCCACAGCGGCGACCCGCCGCCAGUCGCUCGCGGCGGCCGCAGCGGCUGCAGCGGCCCUGGCUUGGCCGGCUGCUGGCGUGUAUGCCGCGGAGGAGCAGGGCAGCAGCAGCAGCAGCGGGGAGCCAGACCUGACGAUCACUGACAGGGUGUACCUCGAUUUUGCGGUGGCAGACUCCGCCUUCAAGGCGCCCGGGGACCGCACCCUGGGGGACCGCACCAUCAUUCCCGCGCCCACCACGCAGCUGGGGCGCCUGGAGAUUGGCCUCUAUGGUAACAUUGCGCCCGCCACGGUGCGCAACCUGCUGCAGACCGUGCGCAGCGGCGCGCUCAACGGCACAGUCAUCAGCAGGAUCAGCCCUGGAGAGUACAUCCAGGCGGGGCGGCAGGGCAGCCGGCGGCUGGGAGAGGUCGAGGGAGUGCCCAACCUGCAGCCCAACAGCGACAUCUCGUCGCCGGCUGGCUUCAAGCUGACGCACAGCCGCCCUGGCACCGUUAGCCUCAGCAUAUCCUCGGACAAUGACGAGGACCCCGCGACAAAGGACAGGCCCAACUACAGGUGCUCCCUGGGGCUUGUGGCGGUGGCCGCGUCUGGGCCCCUGGAGUUCCUCGUCACCACGGGCCCCGGCCCCGUGCCGCGCCUGGACGGGCUCAACCUCGUGUUUGGCCGCGUUACCUCGGGGCUCACAACGGUGGCCGCGGUGGCUGCAGUGCCUUCGUUCCAGCCGGACCCCCGGUCCCAGCAGCUCAACGCCUUCGCCAAAUUCAUUGGCGACGACAGAGCUGACAAGGUCGGAGUUUGGAUUGGGGCCUGA
Messenger RNA from Monoraphidium neglectum, 1002 nucleotides. RefSeq lists its product as hypothetical. Gene Ontology annotation, cellular component: chloroplast. Gene Ontology annotation, biological process: protein peptidyl-prolyl isomerization. Gene Ontology annotation, molecular function: peptidyl-prolyl cis-trans isomerase activity. Lineage: Eukaryota; Viridiplantae; Chlorophyta; Chlorophyceae; Sphaeropleales; Selenastraceae. The record is from RefSeq and is a predicted model, not a curated record. The transcript has 8 exons. Bases 1 to 1002 code for a protein of 333 amino acids.